Messenger RNA from Drosophila elegans, 986 nucleotides. It is a transcript of the gene MsrA, whose product is annotated as peptide methionine sulfoxide reductase. Bases 71 to 811 code for a protein of 246 amino acids. Gene Ontology annotation, molecular function: peptide-methionine (S)-S-oxide reductase activity. Lineage: Eukaryota; Metazoa; Arthropoda; Insecta; Diptera; Drosophilidae. The transcript is spliced from 4 exons. The record is from RefSeq and is a predicted model, not a curated record.
CAGAUGCAUCAGUUUUGCUUUCAAAUUUCAAAGCAACACAUUAAAUAAAAAAAAAAAACGUAGUGAAAUCAUGUCUCUGACUAUUACCCCAACUGUUUCGCAUCCUGAGCUCAAGGAUCUGAGCACCGUUCGCAAUGAACAGAAGGAACUGAAUAUUUCGCCGGUUCACGAUGUGAAUAUUCCAAAGGCCACGGCCACCUUUGGUAUGGGAUGUUUCUGGGGCGCGGAAUCUCUAUAUGGAGCUACCCGUGGGGUCUUGCGAACCACCGUGGGAUACGCCGGCGGCAGCUCGGACUUGCCAACGUACCGUAAAAUGGGCGAUCACACGGAGGUGCUGGAAAUCGACUAUGAUCCCACUGUGAUCAGCUUCAAGGAGCUGUUGGAUCUGUUCUGGAACAACCAUGAGUAUGGACUGACCACGCCCAUUAAGCGCCAGUAUGCCUCCUUGAUUUUGUACCACGACGAUGAACAGAAGCGGAUUGCACAUGCUUCCAAAUUGGAGGAACAGGAGCGUCGCGCUCCAGAAAUCAUAACCACGGAAAUUGCGUCCAAGGAGAACUUUUACCCAGCCGAGGCGUACCAUCAAAAGUACAGACUGCAGGGUCACAAGGACCUCGCAUCCUCGCUGAAUCUCACCCCAAAACUGUUGCAGACCAGCUAUGUGGCCACCAAACUCAAUGGCUAUCUGGCCGGAGUCGGAGGCAUGGAGCAGUUCAAGGCGGAGGUGGAGUCCAUGGGUCUUACGCCCACCCAGCGCCAGUACUGUAACUACCACGUGGAGCAAAACGAGGGCCAGGGUCUCUACUGCUGACAUGGUCGAAUGUGCAUAGAUGUUAAGCGUAGAUCGUACACCUAGGGGGGUAAUUUUAUCAAGAGUUUGCUUGUUCAAAACAGAUUGUGUAUUAUGUAGAAUUAGAAAAGACACUUAAAUAUAUGGAAAAACAUAUAUAUUUUAUUAUAAUAAUAAAAAUAUAUCUCAAAUUAAA